Lolium perenne is the source of this 990-nucleotide messenger RNA. The record is from RefSeq and is a predicted model, not a curated record. NCBI's taxonomy places the organism in Eukaryota, Viridiplantae, Streptophyta, Magnoliopsida, Poales, Poaceae.
AUGUCCAGCCAUCCCACCACCACCGGCACCACGCCCAUGCCGGUGCCGGCCACCUCCACCGCGCCGCUUCCCGUCACCCUCACCCCGGAGGAGAUCGCCGGAGCAAUCCGCGAUCUCACCACUGCUGUCCAGGAGACCCGCCUCUUCCUGGCCGGUCCCUACGGGCCACCGCCGCCAGCGGCGCUGCUGCCGUGGCAACCGAUGCACCAGGCGGCCUCCGCCGCGAUCGCCGGGCCGCUGCAGCCGACGCUGCUGCUGUCGUCGCCGCCACCCGACGCCGGGCUGCUACAGUCCCCGCUGCCGCUGUCCACCAUCUCCGGGCCGGGCCCUACCUCGGUGCCGGGGGUCCCUCUUCUCCAGCAGCCGGCCGCCUUCUUCCCCACCGGGACACUGCAGCAGCAACAGCAGCAGCUGCCGCCGCCACCAACGCCGCCGCUGCAGCUGCUGUCCUCACCGACGAUGUCCCUGCCGUUCGGUGGGCAGCUGCCGUCGCCACCAACACCACAGCAGCGGCUGCUACCGCCACCGACGCCGUCCCUGCCUUUCGGCGGUGUGGGAGCGACCUUGGCCCCGGGCUCUACAUCGACACCGCCCGGGAUGCCCUUCCACCAGGUCCGUUUCCCUCCGUCGCCGUCACCGCUUCCGGCUGGGAUCGCUAUCCGCCACGUGUCGGUGGCGGUGCGGCUGCAGGCUGCUGCGCGCGGCCUCCUAGCGCGUCGGCGUGUGCGGGAGAUGCGUGAUCUGCAACUGCAGCUCCUCCAAGUUGCGCUUCCUUGCGCAACGGACCUCGAUCUCGUCCGCUGCGUCGGGGAUCAUGGGCGUGUGGUUUCCCCCACGGGCGGCGGACAUGCUGUUUUUCCCGCGGGCAGCGACCUCAAAGUCUGCGCCAUCGACAGUCAUCCGGCAGGGAGAAGGCAUGAUGGCCCCUCCAACCCGCAACAACAACCAAGACGCACUGAUGCAGAUGCUACAGAUGAUGGUAGCAGAUAG